AUGAUUGCACGCAUAAACCACGAACAUGCAGAACGCGAGAAACUAGAGCAGGCCCGACAAGAGCUUCUGAAGCGAAAGCAGGCCUUGAUUGCAGAAAACAAAAAGCGGAAAGAUGACUUGGCUAACCUGGACCAGGACCUUGAGAGGUUUAUUGACCAUUUCUGGUGUAAUCGGACCGUUCAUGGUUGGUUAAUAUUUGCUUUCUCGAUUUGUGGUGUUCAUCGAUGCUGGCUCGCCCAAUCACAGAGGACCAAGCUUCAAGCCGCUUCUCCUUCACAACUCCGCAUCUUCUUCAACACGCCAAAUUCAACACGGCCAGCUCCGCGCCCGAUUCUCGUGGACCAUGACCUGACAAUGCGGAAUAAAAAGGGAGGCAAGAUGGAGGCCUCCUCUACCGACGCAAAAACAAACGCUACGCGAAUGACGGAUCAACCAGCCAUGAAGAUCAGCGCGAAGCGGACCCUCCCGCCCGAGAAGCCGGAGGAUAUUAGGACGAGAACACUGGUGAUAUCUGCAUUUUGGGCCAUUAUAAUAUUUCUGGGCCUUCCCAUGUGGUGGAGAACUACGUCCAUCUACAGGGCGAGACUUCCGUUGGAUGUGAUGAAGGAUUGGGCAGAUGGCAAGGCAUGUCGACCGGUCUUCCCCUUACAGAUUCUCGUACAUGCUCCGUCAAUGAACACCCCAGAUGCUGAACACCUUAUUCGCACCACCCAACAUGCUCUCGACGAUCUGAAUGAUUUCUCCGCACAUCACCUCAGGCUUCGCUUGGUAGAAACGUCACAGAGCUCAGGAGAGACACCGCAGGUUAUUCCAACAGCAGAAUCAGACGUUGAGGAGAAAAAAAAUGCGGCGCUGAAUGUCAGGUUGCUCCCACGGGAGGGUGUAGUUGUACCCAGCUCAGAACUACAUCCUUAUUCUGAACAACUGGAAAUAUUUUAUCCAGUCAAUCAAGCACCAUCUACUUCGACACUCAAUUCACUUCUCGCUACGUUUAUUGCCGCAGAGGUUCAGAAACUGUUCAAUGAGGAGAAAGCGACAAUUGCAUAUAUCCUGUCAAGCAGCAACACGUUUGGUCCGUCGCCUCAACCCUCGAUUCCAGGAGGUCAGGCCCCUUCUGUGAACAAUAGAGAGCAAGGAAUGGCAGCUAUAAAAUCCGUGGCCCCCCAAUUAGCGGAGUCAAUUGCUCGUCGCACCACGCGUUCUUUUAAAUAUGCUGAAACCUACCAUUUAAGCUUCUCGCUCUUCACGCCAGGACCACUGCCAUCCUCAUGGGACAUCGAAUCAGCGUUACAAGAAUACCUUCUACCACUACUAGGAACAUUUUCGCCCAUUAGCAACUUCUCCAUCGACACACAGGUGCAGGUGUAUGCACACUUCGCCCCAACUGCGGCGCAACCAGAAUUCGAUGAAUCUCAGAACGCCUGGACAUUGAAGAAAGAAGAGCUAGGCUCAUUCAUCAAUGCUGCGGAAUGGCCUCUAAGCCCCAGUAUCCGCAAAGGCCCAACGAUAAAUUUCAUCCUCUACAUCCCUUCAGCAAGCCAAUCUCUCUCGUGA
Molecule: messenger RNA, 1554 nt
Organism: Histoplasma capsulatum G186AR
Lineage: Eukaryota; Fungi; Ascomycota; Eurotiomycetes; Onygenales; Ajellomycetaceae
Exons: 4
Coding region: 1-1554 (517 amino acids)
Biological process (GO): attachment of GPI anchor to protein
Cellular component (GO): GPI-anchor transamidase complex
Source: RefSeq, a predicted model, not a curated record